Molecule: messenger RNA, 6573 nt
Organism: Silurus meridionalis
Lineage: Eukaryota; Metazoa; Chordata; Actinopteri; Siluriformes; Siluridae
Product: rho-related BTB domain-containing protein 2-like
Exons: 10
Coding region: 58-2256 (732 amino acids)
Biological process (GO): small GTPase-mediated signal transduction
Molecular function (GO): GTPase activity; GTP binding; protein binding
Source: RefSeq, a predicted model, not a curated record
GUCUCCGUAUGAAAAUGAAGUUCCCCGCCUGGAGUCGUCGGCGGCGAGCUGGGAACCAUGGAUGCCGUUUCCGCGUUGCGCCUUCCCCCAGCAGCAGCAGCAGCACCCGAGCGGAUGCGCCUCUUCCCUCUGAUGCGGUCCCAUUUUAUGGAUUCUGAUAUGGACUAUGAGAGGCCAAAUGUCGAGACCAUCAAAUGUGUGGUUGUCGGGGACAAUGCAGUGGGAAAGACCCGGCUCAUCUGUGCCCGAGCUUGCAAUGCCACCCUGACGCAGUACCAGCUGCUCGCCACACAUGUUCCCACUGUCUGGGCCAUAGACCAGUACAGAGUGUGUCAGGAGGUGUGUUUCUCCAACCAGGUUCUAGAGCGUUCCCGGGACGUGGUCGAUGACGUCAGCGUGUCCUUGCGGCUCUGGGACACGUUCGGGGAUCAUCACAAGGACCGUCGCUUUGCGUACGGAAGGUCUGAUGUAGUGGUGCUGUGCUUCUCAAUCGCGAACCCGAACUCGCUGCACCACGUCAGGACCAUGUGGUACCCAGAAAUCAAACACUUCUGCCCCAGAGCGCCCGUCAUCCUCGUCGGCUGCCAGCUGGACCUGAGAUAUGCCGACCUCGAGGCGGUAAACAGAGCGCGGCGCCCGCUGGCGAGGCCCAUCAAAUCAAACGAGAUCUUGCCACCGGAGAAGGGCCGUGAAGUAGCGAAAGAGCUUGGUGUCCCGUAUUACGAGACCAGCGUGGUCGCCCAGUUCGGCAUCAAGGAUGUAUUUGACAACGCCAUCCGUGCCGCCCUGAUAUCUCGCCGUCACCUGCAGUUCUGGAAGUCGCACUUGCGCAACGUCCAACGGCCCCUCCUCCAAGCCCCGUUUCUCCCUCCCAAACCUCCUCCGCCCAUCAUCACGGUGCCGCCUCCCCCCAGCAGCAUGGAGGAGCACCCGGGGCGUCUGCUGGAGGACCCGCUGUGCGCCGACGUCGUCCUUGUGCUUCAGGAGAGCCAAAGAAUCUUUGCUCACCGCAUCUACCUCGCCACGGCCUCGUCCAAAUUCUAUGACCUUUUCUUGGUUGACCAUCGGACUCCCGAGGCCAAAAAAGAGCGUACACGUGUGCCUCUAUCCGGCCGCGAGCUGCUGAUGCGUGCUGCCAGCUUCGACGUUUGCGAGAGCAGCGACGAAAGAGAACGAGCCAACCUACGCGCCUGCACCAGUGACGGGACGCUCAGAGGAGGCGAAGGAGGCCGUCUGCUCCCCGCGUUCAGCCGAGCCUUUGUCAGCGUUCGGGAGGAAGUAGUGGACGAUCCCUUGACCUUUAACUCCAGGCCUAUGACUGUGGUCCACAUGGAUGCCUCCAUGCAGCCGGGGCCAUUCCGUGCUGUUCUGCGCUACCUCUACACCGGGAAGCUGGACGAGCAUGAGAAGGAACUGAUGCAGGUGGCUCAUAUCGCCGAGCUGCUAGAGGUGUUUGAUCUCCGCAUGAUGGUGGCCAACAUCCUGAACGAUGAAGCUUUCAUGAACCAGGAGAUCACCAAGGCCUUCCAUGUGAGGCGUACCAACCGGAUCAAAGAGUGCCUGGCUAAGGGAACCUUUUCUGAUGUGGUGUUCAAGCUGGAUGACGGUACGAUCAUGGCCCAUAAACCUUUGCUCAUCUCGAGCUGCGACUGGAUGGCAGCCAUGUUCGGAGGCCCGUUCGUGGAGAGCUGUACUAAAGAGGUCUUGUUUCCAAUCACAACGCGUAGCUGCAUGCGUGCCGUGCUGGAGUAUCUCUACACAGGACGCUUCUGUUCUCGCCCAGACCUGGACGCCAUGGAGCUUAUUGUUCUUGCAAACCGUCUCUGCCUGCCUCACCUGGUUGCACUGACAGAGCUUUACACUGUGACUGUGCUUAUGGAGGCUGCUAUGAUGGGAGCUGAUAUUGACGGAGAAGUGCUGGUUUAUCUUGAAAUGGCUCAGUUCCACGGUGCCCAGCAGUUAGCCGGAUGGUGCCUCCACCACAUCUGCACUAAUUAUAACAGCGUCUGCCGCAAGUUCCCUCGUGACAUGAAGGCCAAGUCUGCAGAGAACCAGGAGUACUUCGAGAAGCAUCGCUGGCCUCCGGUGUGGUACCUCAAGGAGGAUGAUCAUUACCAGCGGGCACGCAAAGAGCGGGAGAAAGAGGACUACCUGUACCAGAAACGCCAGUGUAAACGAAAGUGGCUCUUCUGGAAUCUUCCGUCCACACCUUCUUCCAACUCUCCAUCUUCUCCUGGGUCCUCUGCUGUCAUGUGAUUGAAGUGCGAGAAUUAGAUGGGAAAUAAAAGCCGCGACAGCCAUUUUGCCAAAAAUAUCCAGGCGACGUCUUUGAACUACUAAACAGGAAAAGAAAAAGAAACAUUAUCCAGAGACUGUAUGAUUUUUUUUUUCCAGAGAAACUUUGAUUCCUUGGCUGUUCACAUCCACUCAGAACCAGCAGACACUCAAGACAAGUGCUGAGUGUCACAAAUCACGUGACUUUUCCACUCUGAAAACAUUCAAAAAACACCAGUAAAUGGCUGAGCUUGUUUUUUUCUCCCAUGCUGAUAUUCUGCAUGGACGAGCAUGCAGAUCGCUAUAUUAGGUUUUCCCCAUGAUACAACUGAAUUGUCCGAGAUGAAAUGAUAUAUUCACUCGUUCCUGCUCUUGCGGAUUGUCUAUAUGACCCGAAUUGCCCAGACUGUUACUUUGACUUCGAAUUGUGAAUCGUUUUCACAAAUCGGGAGCUGUUUUGUACAAUUCAGAAAAGGGCUCUCGUUUUUUUCCUCAUCACAUUUGGACCCUUUAUUAUUUAGCAAAAAUUGGAGGUUGACCUUCGCAGAAAAGGCUUGCACAAAUUCAUGAAUGAUAAUAAAAGAAGCUCGGAAUGCUCACCACAAAACUCACGACCUCAACUCUAAGGUCUUCAAGUCAGACUUAACGGAGUCCCAACACACAAGUGUAUUACUUUAAAAAUGCUCCCCCUCCUGGUUGAGAGAUGGCCUUCAUCUGACAAACGUUUAGUCUUUGCCUAAGGUAUCACGUGAACAACGAACGCGUUUGAACUAAACUCUUCAAGGUGGUACAGUAGGUCUCCAAAAACAGGGAUGCUUUUAAUUUCCGGAACGCUGCAUGUCCCGACCUUGCUCUCAGAAUCAAAACAUAUCUAGAGAUAUUUACACUAUAGGCUCAUGGGCAGGCCCAUGAUCAGGCCAUAUUUAUUCGAAUGUAUUCACUAAGUAGUUUUACCGUCUAUCGUAGAGAGCACGUAAUGCUUACGUACGAACUGAAGUUUUUAGAGCUCUAAACAGAAAACAAAAAAUCUGCUGAAACAAUGAGUAGUUGUUUACGGAAUGCGAAAUGCCACCGAGCUUUUAGAUAUAAGAUGCUGAUUACAGCGCUUUUUUUAAAACCUGUACGAGACAGGGUUACUGCAAGCAUGAUGUGUAGUAAGUCUUUUCUUACCCGCUAACCACGCUGAAUCAGAUUUAUUACAAAAAUCAGACUGGAAAAUCAGAUUUAUUAUAUUUGGUGUGUGCAGAAACCCAGCGUGGCAGGGAAUGUUCUAGGCUGUUUUGUGUCUGAAUAGAGUCCUAGUGGUCCUAGUUGGAGUCCCCAAGUUACGACGGUUGGACGAUAACAGCAGGCGACCGUAGCAGCGUAUAUAUGCGGUACGAUAUGUUGGGACGCUGUCGGAAUGUACGCAAUUCAAAUACGGCAUCGGUCGACAGAGUUCAAUUGUCUCUGCGUUAUUUUUUUUAGUGUGCUUCUUAGUGCUCGUUACUUCUGGCUCCGCCCUCCAAUCGCAAACCGGCGCUCAUCCGCGUGCCCGCUGCCACAUACAUAUAUACUGUACAGUUAAUACAUUAUGGUAGGGUAAAUUGCUCUGUUUUGCUAAAUUAUGUACUGUCAUUUGUUUAAUUAUUAACCGUCUGCUACUCCAUACUGACCACCAUUCUUUAAGACUUUUUGAGGGAAGCUAGGCCAUGUCACGAGUUUCGAUAUUUCCAAGUUGGGAAUACGAUGGAUUCAUCAGUAUGCAUCUCCAUCAUAAGUCAUGGACUUAAAUUGUGACCUAACAAACCAAUUUGAUCACUUUAGAGGAAUUUCGAAUAAAGCUUGUGGAUGGCAUGUUUAGUUUCUAGAAAUCAAGGUAGUAGGAACCAGCACAAACUUUGUUUACAUCAGUAAUUCUUCCAAUUUCAUAAAGUAAUGUCAAGGGGUUUUUUUUCUUUAGAGAACCGGUUUGUUCCAGGAAUUCAAGAUUUUCCAGAGAAAAAGUCGGUGAGAGCGUUUCUCUACGAUUAGCCUUAGACUUUUUUGCUUUAGGCUAUAACUGGUUUGACUAUAUCUUGAUGGACCCUGGGGCAUCAGCAAUUGUUUGGAACCAGUGCAACCUUCCUUGGAACCCCUGGAAAACUAAUCCACUAAUCCAUGGAGAACCCUUAACUUUAAUUGGUUUAGAGCACCUUUACAGGUUCUGUACCCAACGGAUGUCUGUCACAAUUCCAGUUUUUAAGAAUAGUAAUGCGUACACGGGUUAAGCCACCCUUCCACUCACACAAGCAUGGAUAAAUACUAAUGUAAACCUCAGCCUCCUGUAUUUCUUUUGGGAUUGGUGGAAUACGUAUUUCGUAUCGUAUUUAACCUUUGCCCUUUCUCCCAUCGUGUUAGAAAUGUAUAAAUAAUUUGGGUUGUGUUUUAACUUCAAAAAUGUUGAGUUACAGGCUAAAUUUGUGAAAAUGAUCAAUCUGGGUGAAUUCCUACAUUCAUAGGUUUGAGUUUCUUCCGGAAAACAAGGGUGGAGCAUGUAUGAGAACACAAAUGGGCUUCAUGAUCCAUCACGCUUAUGUUUACAUGUCAUUGGAUGUCUAUCCAUUAUGGAGAGUCCACCAAGGAACCUUGCUUUAAAAAUACAGUUUUACUUUGUUGUAUUUUUUCAUAUGAAAUCUUAGGUAAGGAAAUUGAAGUAUAUUUAGCACCAUGGCAUUUCGUUUUCAUUUCGCUAAUCUCUUUUCUGAAUAUAUCCUGUAAUAUAUGUGGUAAAAGAGGACAUUUCGAACAAUGGUAGCUCUUUUCAUUUAUAAAAAAAUAAUCUGUAUAUACAAAAAAUGGCCGUUUGAGCCGUUCUUUUGGUCUGCGAUUAUGACAGAUGUUCUUCUGAUCGAUAUUGUGCUAGUGAUGUCUCAAUGUGCUAAUGAGCUACUUAAAUGUCUUGCAGCAGGUGUGGAGCUGAAGAGAAAUGUACAGGUGGAUUUUAUUGAACAUAAUUGUGUUCAAUAAAACAAUAACUGUGAUUGACAACCUUGAGAAUUAGAAUCAUCUCAAACUAGCACGGCAGAAAACACGGCCUGAAACUGUACAUAAUUAAGCGUCACGAUGUGUAUAUACGUGCAUAUGGUCAUAAACUGCAGAAAACUUUUUUUUUUUUUUUAUCAGAUACCUUGUUGCUGUCCAAUGGAAACUUCCAAUGGUAAUUUUGUUAAAACAGAUUUAAUUCAUUUUCGGCUUCCGGCUUUCCAGGAUUCAGUCGUUCACGAUCCUUAUAGCACCAAGAAGUCGAUAUUCGCCGUUUAUGUACUAACGCAACAAUCUUUUCGUUGGACAGCACCGAAAGAGCAGGUGAACCCAUUUAGGAAUUUCUCAGUAAAUCAGCUGAAUCCAUAUCUGCUGCUGCAGUCGAGACACCCCAUGCCUUAAUGUAAACGAUUCUCUGUUACAGUAAAGGGUUCUUUUCGCUCGAUACUGUACGUGUUUGUACUGAAACAUAGUAAAACUUUGUAAGUACAUAAACAAACAUACUGCACACCGUCUAUUGAUUUAUCGUGUACUAGUUGUAUCCAUACUUUCAUAAUACUUUGGGUCAUAAAGUGUGUUUUUAGAUUGCUUUAUUAGCCGGCUUUAUUCAAAAAUAAUGUCGUUGUGAUCGAAAGGUACCAUUGUUAAUAGCCUUAGAAAUUAGCAAAGGCAGUUUGCUGAGUCAUCCACGUCCGUGACCGCCCAUGGCCCAUGAAAUCAGUGCAGGGAAUUCGACUUUAAAUUUGUCUUUCGUUUUUAUGAUGCUGAAAAGAAAUUCUAUCUAUAAAGUUAAGUGUGAAACCAAUCACGUGCAUGUAAUAGACUUCGUAAACGAAUGUUCGGCAGCAGUAAAUAUAUACAUACGUAUUAGCAAAACAGCUGAGCGCUAUGCAGUACAAUAUAGGCUUCUACUGUAUAUCGUAUAGUGCACUUUAGUGCAGUUUUAGAUACUAAGGCACGUUCUGGCUAUGAUUAUAGAUAAUAUAAACUCUAGAAGGGGAAAAAUAAAAAAAAGAAAAAUCCUGAAUCCUCGGUGCUAACAUAACACCGCUGCAAAGAAGCACAAACCAAAGGGAGAUCCAGCCCCCCUGCACAAUCACCAGUUCCUCGGUCAACGAGUAGCCGAUGUUGAUUACAAAACUUGAAUGUUUUCUCAGUAUUAGCAAGCUGAUGCUCACAUUUUUUUUAUUCGGUGUGUGAGGGUGGGUUUGGGGUAGUUUGUACUAUCAGGAAAUGGACAUCUGACAUUGUAGCAUGUAUUCUGCUGUAAAUCGUGUUUAUUUAAUAAAUCCUAAU